This is a messenger RNA of Paramuricea clavata, 8801 nucleotides long. The record is from the annotation of a GenBank genome assembly. NCBI's taxonomy places the organism in Eukaryota, Metazoa, Cnidaria, Anthozoa, Malacalcyonacea, Plexauridae.
AUGGGAGGCCGUGUUGUACCUCAUGACAUCAAACUAAUAGUGGUUAAUCUGGUUGUGGUUUGUUCGCUUCUCGUGGUAACCGAAAGUGUUUCGUUAGAUGGGAAUUUAGAUAUAACUCCGUUUGAAAGGUCUGGAAAUGUACGUAGCACACCAAGGCGCUUUAUUUCCAUGAUAUUAAAGAGAUCGGCAGCCAACAGGUAUAGCGAGAAAUCUUCACUUGAAAGUCAAUCGAGGGGUCGCCGAGAUGAUGACGAAGCCUUGGCAAGGGCUCGCCGAGAUGAUGAAGUUCAACGUACCAAGCAAGAUGGGUUACGAGAAAAGUAUGAAAAGCGGUUAUUUGAGAGUUUGAAUAUUAAUAUCGGCACAGUUGAAGCAACACGGCUGUAUGUCCCUGAGUAUAUACAAGAUGACACGACAACAGGAUCCCCGAAAGCUUUUAAUAUCGAAGUUGGUACGGUGGUUGGUAAAGUACGUAAGCUGUUUCCGCACGGGAAACAGUUGAUGGUCUGGCCGUACGCAGGGUGGCGGAAUUUUACAGUUGAUGAGAACACUGGCGAGAUUAGGACAACCGCCAAAAUGGAUUUUGAACUGAUCUGGUUGUAUAACAUGACGAUCCGUGAUUUUAAGCAUAAUUACAGUGACCCUGAGCCAUUGCGACAACCACCAAUGCCAGAUCCUUUGCCAGAACCUGACCCAAAAACAGAUUAUGUUGAUCAUUAUUUGAUUAUUGAAGUCGUUGAUCGGAACGACAAUGUGCCGAAAUUCAUCCGUGAUACAACCGGAGGUGGUUUAUUCACUGGACAAGUGAACACAAACGCUCGUGCAGGAACGCCUAUACUUCAUAUACACGCUGAAGAUGACGACAGUGGACCAAGAGGUCGGAUACGUUUCAACAUAAAAACUGAUGAUGGAAAACAAUCUGAUUUUACCAUUGAUCCUAAGACUCAUUUUUUGAAAACAACUGGGGGUAAAAAGCUUCGGAGUGGGGACUACAAAGUAAAUGUCGAGGCACUUGAUUACGGAAAGCCACCAAAAUCAAGUGGUUUUCAAGAAUUCUUAGUCCGUGUUCGAAAACUCCAACCUGAAUUCUUUGGCAUUCCAUAUAAUCUUAAUUUCUCCGAGGCAAGUGUCUGCGGUAGUGUUGUGGCGACAGUUGAGGCAACAAGUAGAUCAGGUAUGCCAAUUAAAUAUGAAAUACUUACAGCUAAUGUUAAGAACACGUUUGCAAUCAACCACCUUGGGCAAAUAGCACUCUUACGUAAGCUUGAUUAUGAUACGGGUGACAGCUCCGACAAAAUGUUUACAUUUGACGUGCGUGCAACUGAAGAUGCCUAUGAAGGUCGUUCGACAGAUGCUGUUGUGAACUUAAAGUUAGUAAAUGCUGAUAAUCAUCUAGGAAUGUUUAAGACGCCAGCCAAGCAGCUUCAGUUUGAAGAGGGUUCGUUUCGUGCAGGUGGAGACAUUUAUAAAGUUGAUGUGGAGGACUGUGAUUGUAAAGAAAACUGUGAAUGUAAGACAGGCGAAAUGAUUUACAAAAUCGGCGAUACGGAAGGGUUCUUUGAUGUAACGAGCGGUGGACAAAUUCGAAACAUUAAAAAUUUAGAUUACGAGAAGCGGAAUUACUUCUUCUUUCCAGUUCAAGUCAUAGAUCCUGGGACAAAUGGCCGCACAAGGACAUCUUAUGUUGAGAUAACUAUUUUGGACGUUGAUGAUACCCCACCAAACUUCCCAACACCCAAUUAUGAUUUUUCUAUCUUUGAAGAUGCACCAAAAAAUCAGGUCAUUGGUGUUGCACAAGCCUUAGAUCCAGAUCCAGCCACGAAACCUGAUGAUAUUACAUACAGUAUCACUAACGCAGAUCCUGUCGAGGGAAGAGAAUACUUUACUGUCGGAAAUCAAGGAGUUAUAACAGUUCUUAAGAACACCAAUCAAUUUCGAGGCUUUGAUGCUUAUGAAUUCACCAUCACCGCAAUUGAUAAGGGAAACCAUCGAUCAGAUCCUCCGGCGACUGUUAAAAUUCGUGUCCUUGAUGUUAACGACCACCAGCCUGUUUUAAAAGAGUGUAGGGAGAAAAGUAUCAAAGAAAAACAGCCUAUAGGCACUGUAUUGACAACUUUAACUGCAACAGAUGAGGACAGAGGUGUGAAUAAAUUGAUUGAAUAUAGCCUUGCGACGGUGCAGAAACACAAUUUCUUUAAAAUUAACAAUCAAACUGGUGUUGUAAGUACAAUUGCAGUGCUUGAUAGAGAACAAUAUGAUGAAGUCUUUGUGGUUGCCAAGGCAACAGAUGGUGGUGCUGACAGAAGUGAACCGCUGAGGCAAGUUGGCUAUUGUCAGUUUAUCGUCAAAGUUGAAGACGUGAAUGAUCAUCAUCCCAUGUUCACCGUUCAAACAUUUAAAGUGAACGUUUUACGGACAUUAGCCAUAGGAGAGACGUUGCUUCAAGUGGAAGCUGUAGACCCAGAUCUGGGUGACAAUGCAAAAAUUGAGUAUACAAUCCUUACACAGAAAACUGGUGCAAGAAAUGUGGUGUUCUUAGAAGUUGUUAAAGCAACUGGUGCAGUGAAAGUCAAAAAUAGCAUGGCUGGUGUUAACAACGAUGAUGAGAUAGUGCUGGUUAUACAAGCUACCAACAAGAUCCCAGUCAUUGGUCCUGUUCUUGGUCCUCAGAGUGAAACAACUGUGAGAGUGAAGUUCUCACGAACUGCACCUCCAGCUGCACAACUAAAAUACACGGGUACUGGAAGGGAAAAUCAGAAUGCUGGAUUAGUUGUGUUCAAAUUACCAAUCACUGGAACUAAUUUGGUAUUCUCGUUGCAAACUAUUCGAUAUCGGGAUAAUUUACCAUUCCGUAUUGGCUCAACAUCUGGUGAAAUUAAAACAACAAAACCAUUGGAUUUUGAACUGAAAAAAUCGUACCUGUUUGCUGUGACGGUACAUGAACAGGGUUUGACAGGAUCUACCUCAAUCAUUGUUCAAAUCAAUGUUAUUGAUAUUGAUGACGUUAUUCCUAUAUUUGGGAAUGACAAUUACGAAGCAACUGUUUCGGAAGCUGCUACAGGUGGAGUCAAUGUCUUCCGUGUCCAAGCAAGCGGCCCUGACCCAAUCAAUGGUGACAAAAUUCUUUACAAAAUUGAACCAAAACUUGAUUCUAAAACAUUUACAGUAUCGGACAUGACAAAUUUUGCUCAAAUCAAGACUGCGCCUGGACUUAAAGUAGGAGAUUUUUAUCGAGAAAAGAAAGCUGUUUACACAAUUGUUAUUGAAGCAUUUCGACAAAGUUCUCCUAGUUUAAAGAGUACAGCUAUACUGGUCAUUCAUGUCCGUGAUGAGAACAACUCUCCACCUAUCUUUACAAAGACAGAUUACAAGGCUGCAGAUAUCCCAGAGAACAUUCCUGUGCCAUAUAUCGUACCUAAUCUUGUUCUCAAUGCUACGGACAAAGAUAUUUUGGAAAAUGGUGAUGUAUAUUAUUUUAUUACUUCUGGUAACGAUGGUCGAUUCACCAUGGAAACAAUUGUUGGGCAGGAUCGGAAAAAUACUGGUCGACUGAUUGUUAGUCGUCCAUUGGAUGCCAAAAAGUCACCAGAAUUUGAAAAAAAUCCCGUGUAUACUUUGACGGUGACAGCCACAGAUCAUAAACACACAGCAACCGCUACAGUAACUGUGAGGGUAAGUUUAUUUUGCUUUAUUUCAUUAUGGAAACUAUUAAAUUUAAUGUUUGAAUAGGGUGUGGUGAUUAAUCGAUAAAAUAGAGAAAAAAUAUGUUUUUUGAAAAGUGAUUCAACCGAUAUUGUUCUAUGCAAAACACCAGAAAAAAAAACCUGUUUAAAACUCCAUCAUAUUGAAACAAAUAACAGUAAUUCCACUCAUUUGUGGAAAAUUGCGAAGCAUUGAAGCUAAGCAGAUAACACAUUGGAUUAGUUCAACAGAAGGCGGACACAAAAACGGCAAGCUAGGUAGAAAAACAGUGUACGACUCGAGUAUAUUUUGACAUCAGCUUUAAUUUUUUUUCAGAUGGUUUUCAGUUUUCACCCUGAACCGCCUCACCCGUUUGAAUAACAAUUUUAGAUGUCUGGUCAUUAUACUUGAUUGAUUGUGUAGUAUCAAUCAUGUUCAUAAUCUUUUAAAUUUAAAAAACAUUUCCCCACAACGCAAGAAAUGUCUAUUUAGGGCGCUUUAAUUAGCCAUUCCGAAGUUGAUGAGAGGACUGGGAACGAGUAUUAAAAAGUGCCCAAAUUAAUAUAUGAACCAAAUCACCAAAAAGACCACCUCAAAAUUUAAUAAGUAUGCAAAAAUUGUGAAAUUACUGAUUGAACACUGUUUUUGGGACGCGCAUCCCCCAAAACAAAAAUUACAGUACAGUUCAUAGUAAAUAUCGCAAUUUUCGAAAGCUCAAUAUUCGAAGGGUAUUCAUGCAACACUCUUCCCCAGUUCUCUCAUCAACUUUGGAAUGGCUAAUUGAGGAUUGUGCUCUCGUAUCCGUCAAGAAGUUGUGUGUUUCACGACCAUGUUCUUGUUGAGAGGCCUGCUUCUUGUGUUGGGCGCACGUCAAAAAUGACUCUGCACACAUCACUUUAAGCCACAAGAAAAUGCUAUUUUAUUUUGUCUGAUGUCAGAUAUCCCUUUUCCCAGAUCCAAGAUCGUCCUGACUCAAAGCCAGAAUUCCUAGAACCCUACUAUGAGAAGCAUCUGCCUGAAAAUGCAGGCCCAGGCCUUCCAGUUGUACAAGUAAAAGUUCGAAAACCUGAAGAUCUUCAAGCUGUGAUACGCUACAAACUGGAUGAGAAGGCAGUACGAUAUUUUGAAAUAAACGAAGAGACUGGGAUGAUCAAAACUGCUGGUGAUCCGUUGGACUGGGAGAUCACACCUGUAAUUACAUUCCCUGUUUACGCCUAUGAACGUCGCAAUCCAAACAUUACCGGUCAAACCGUUGUCAGAGUUGUGGUAAGUCAAAAUAUCAUAUCACUACUAGUUGAUUCAAAUUAUUUUGCCACCCACUUAAGCUAACAAUUUUACCUCACUACCCCCCUCCCUGCCCCCUUCCAGCAAGUACAUAUAUCACCCCCGCAAAAAACUAGUUUGCUUCCCCCUCAAGUAAUUCAUUUUACACCCCUCCCCACCUUACAGUAAACUGCAUGUUCAGCCCAACAGUAAACCAUUUUGCCCCCUCUCCCCAAGUAAAGUAGUUAGCUGCCCAGAAAAUUAUUCACUCUCUCUUGAAAUAUGAUUGACUGUUAAGUUCAUCCUUGUAGAUUAAUGACGUGAACGAUGCAUCCCCAGUAUUUCCGGAUCAAUCCUAUGUUGGUUAUAUUAAAGAGAAUAUGCCUGCUGGUACAUUGGUCAGGUGCAUUAAUGGUAUCGAUCGUGAUAAUCCUGAUGUCAAUGAUGGCAGAAAUGUGAAACUGACGUACGAGCUGCUCACAAAUACUGGAGAAGAUCCAUUCGACAAGGAUGGCAAACUGUUUACGUUUGACAGCAGUGGUCGACUCAAAACGAGAGUCAGACUAGACGCUGAAGAAUUUCGACGAAACUUAUCGAUUCGUAUCCGCGCAUGGGAUGAUGGUAACCCACGGUUAUGGGGCGAAACUAAUGUUACAAUAGUUAUCCGCGAUGAGAAUGAAUUUCGAGCAUGGUUCCGAAAACGCAACUACGAAGCAACUGUUUCUAAAUCACGACCUCCCGGUUAUGUUGUGUUACAGCUGACCACAAAAGAUCGUGACUUUGCCCCACCAAAUAACUACGCCUUCUCAUUAAAGAGUGGCAAUCACCCGUACGCGUUUGAUAUCAACCAGGAAACAGGUGAAAUAGUCGUUGCGGGCGUUCUUGAUAUUGAAAAGACAAACAAGAAAGUAUACACACUUACUGUUGGUUUGAAAGAAAGAAACGAUGAGUUAUUAAUUCCUGAUGCUGUUGGUUUACAAAAAGCAUUUGAAGACACAGCCACGGUUAAGAUUACGAUCACUGAAGGAAAUGACAAUCGACCAACUUUCACGAAAUCUGACAAGACGUAUGAAAUAACAAUCCCAGAAGAUACCCCUGUGGGAACGAAACUGAAUCUCGGGAUUGUAGCCACCGAUGACGAUGUAGGAUUCAGUACCAAGUUCAGGUCAGUUGACACACUUUGCAAUGAUAAUUACUUAUUAGAAUGGAAUGAUUAAAGGUAGUGCUUUCUAAUCAUCUUCCUUGCUGCUAAGUGCAGAAUUUCAAAGGAAGCUAUUCGAAGUUUUACUGAGAUGCCUCUGACCACAGUUAAAACUGCAACUAUACCACCCAUGUCUCUCAUUGUCUGAUCUUGGAGGACAGAUACAACCUCGUUCCCAGGCUCUUACCUCUUGUGGAGGAAAGACCUGGUAGGAGUUGGUCACGUGAUCUGCUAGAAUCUAGCUGAUUUUAAAUUGAUGAUGAUGACGAUAAAUAUUUGAUAUAUUGCAAGUUUGAUUUGAUUUGAUUUUAAAGGAAUCCAAAAUAUUUUAUUAGGAAUCUGCUAGAUUUUAGUAGAUCACGUGACCAGCUCCUACCAUAGAGUUCACAGGUCUUUUUUCCACAGGAGUCUGGAAACGAGGUUGGGACAGAUAAUGUGGAAGGGUGUUUUUUGGUGAGAGAUGAAACGGGAACUCGGAGACAAACCCUCGAGCUCAAUACUUUCCCAAGACUAUUAUGUAUUCCAGUUGAUAAAACAUAGUUGCAACACUCGUCAAAUCUUUAUUUUCGUUAAUCUAGAGCUUGAGUUGUUUCCCGUAACAAUUCGUGACUGCCAAAUCUCAUCACCUCUCGACAAUACACCCUUUCAGUAAUUACGUCACACAUACUUGUUUGGUCGUGGAGCUUUAAUGGCGAUUAAUUGGCUCACGAUUCAUGAGAGCGAGCUUCCCAGGCCACAUGACGUAAUUAUCAAAAGGACGUAUUCUCGUCACCUCUCAGUAAUUCUCGGCACCUCUCACCCUUGUUUGUCUGGGGCUUUAUUUUUUUAUCAGGUUUGCGAUCACAUCAGGAAACGUCGGUGAUUGGUUCGUAGUGGCUAAACCAAGCAAUAACUCAAACAGGGCCGAUGUUAUCAUUCAGUAUCCACUGGAUCGAGAAUUUAAAGAAGUCUACCAGAUGCAACUGGUUGUUAUAGAUAAAGGCGGGGUUUCAGGUUUGUGUUCGAAUUAAUGCUGUGCUUUUAUGCAGUUGCGGAUCUAGCCUGAUUUGAUAGAUUGGUAUAGGGUUUUUCAAGGGGUGUAUAUUAUUAUGGUGGUCCGGGGUCAUUCUCUCUCAGAAAAUUUUUGAAAUUUGAAGUCCUGGAAUGCGAUUUCCUGCAUUCUGAGCACUGCGUUUCAGGGUGUCCACGGGCCUUAAAUCCUGGAGAGUCCUUGAAUUGGAAAAACAAAAUUCCAGGACUGGAAAGUCCUUGAAAAUCAUUCGAAGUCCUUGAAAGUCUUGGAAUUAAUUUUCUUAAUCUCCAGCUAUGCCAACAUGAACAUUAGUAAUAUUGAUUAAAAUUACUAAAUAAAGUGAAUUAUCUACGGCAAAUCCGUCCCAUUUUCAAAGACUUUUCCCACUUCUAGGUUUUUGAAUUUACUGAAAAUGGCCCUUGAAAAUCCUGGAAAAGUCCUUGAAUUUUACCUUCACCAAAGGGUGGACACCUUGGCGUUCAUUGUCCAAACAGUACUUGUAUUUGGGCAAAAAAACGUUCGGCAAAGCGUUGACAGAUUCUUUUCUCAGAUAAGUCCAUAGCGAGAAUCGAACUCACGAUCUCAGAGGUAAAGGACGCUUGCUCUGACGACUGGGCCACAGAAGCCCCACACAAACGAAUUAGUCUUUUUGGACUUCUCAAAUUCAUUAAUAAAUUCAUGAGUUAUCCAGCCAAUGAUAAUCACCUAUUUGAUCACAAGAUGCCAUUUGGAUAACCUGGUGAAACUUGAUGAAAGUCACUAGUGUUUUCAUCAAAUAUCUUAAUUACACAUCUAAAAUUACUUGAAUAGAUCGAAUCCCUAAUUACGUUAUGCUUGGUUAAGAAUUCUUUUCAAAUCAGCAAACGAAAACAUUCUGUUACGUCUCGAUUCAUUUGAGAGGCCAUAUAAACAACUCGAGUUCGUGUCUCACCGGGAUAUCCAAACACUGGAAAACAUGGCCUCUCAAAUGAAUCGAGACGUAACAGAAUGUUUUGGAUACCCCGGUGAAACACUCGCCCACGUUGUUCAUAUAUUACAUCCAAACGGACCAACGUUUCUAGAUAUCAAUGUUAACAAUGACAAUCCAUUACCUUGCAGACACAGCUUGGCUUACAAUUACCCUGACGGACAAGAACGACAAUGCUCCAAGGUUCCUACCUCCAUACUAUUCUGCCACAAUCCUAGAAGGAAUGUGUGAUGCUGACACACCGCUUGCCACCAUUACCGUAGUCGAUGAUGACGAGCCAGACCAAGGACCGUUCAAAAUUGAAUUUGCUCCAAAUGGUAACCCUGGCACUCGAUUUCAACUACGUAAUCCCACCCACAACACUUCCCAACUCUAUUGUUCUGGUAUAAUUGACCGCGAGGCUAGCCCAGAUUUGAAAGUGGUCAUCAAGGCAACCGAUAAUCCUCCACAAAAAGAUUAUCCAAAACUGUCAUCUACUGUAAAUGUUUGUGUACAUGUUCUAGGUCGAGAUGAUGUCUCCAGUCUCACAAACUCCGCGAGAAUGAGGGUUGUUUCCUUUACUGUCAUUUUUCAUUUUAUGUGUUUCAUUUUAUUUUCUAUACUGUCAACUUUGAAUUACUAUUAGCGAUUAUACAAUUAUUUUAACACGUACCAGUAGUAAUAUUUGAUGAAAAUAA